AUGGAGGAUUUAUUUCUUUCCAUCGCAACAAAGAUUGCAGAAUAUACAGUGCAUCCAAUUUUACAUCAUGCUCAAUACUUGUGUUGUUUCAACAACUUUGCUUCCAAUCUUCCAAAUGCCAAAGAGCAAUUGGAAUUUACUCGAGAUGGAGUGAAGGAGCGAAUUAGAGCCAUCUAUAGGAUUGAAAAAGUUGAGCCAACUGUAGAGAAAUGGUUGAAAGAUGUUGAAAAAGUCUUAGAAGAAGUGCAAAUGCUGGAAGAAAGAAUAUUGAGCGUGAACAAAAGCUAUUUCAAAAGGCAGUGUCAAUAUUCUCUUGCAAAACAAAUAGAAAGAAAAACAUCUGAAAUGAUUCAGCUCCAUAGUAAUAGCAAGUUUGAACCGUUUUCGAGGAUUACUGAACUUCCAGGCAUGAAGUACUAUUCUUCCAAAGAUUUCUUUAUGUUCAACUCUACAGAAGUAUCUUACAAGAAGCUUCUAGAAGCACUAAAGAAUAAAAGUGCUUUCAUAAUUGGAUUAGUUGGAUUAGGAGGGUCAGGGAAAACUACUUUGGCAAAAGAAGUGGGUAAAAAAGCUGAAGACAUGAAAAUCUUUGAGAAGGUUGUAUGGGCAACAGUGUCUCAACCUCUAAAUAUCAGAACUAUCCAAGCUCAGAUUGCUGAUCAAUUGGGCUUCAAGUUAAAUGAAGAAUCAGAAAUUGGUAGAGCACAGAGACUAUCAGAAAGAUUAAGGAAAGGUACAACUCUUGUAAUCUUGGAUGAUGUAUGGGAAAAACUAAACUUUGAAGCAUUAGGUAUUCCACUUGAUGAAAGCAAUAAGGAUUGUUGCGUAUUGAUAACUACUCGGAGUAAAGAAGUAUGCACUUCUAUUCAAUGCCAAAGUACAAUCGAACUUAAUCUUUUGAGUGACGAGGAAGCUUGGACUUUGUUCAGACAUUAUGCAAACAUAACUGAUGACUCCUCAGAAGCUUUGAAAGGUGUGGCAAGAAAAAUUGUUAAUGAAUGUAAGGGAUUGCCCAUUGCAAUUGUGACCGUGGGAAGCACGCUAAAGGAUAAAACUAUUGCAAAUUUUGAGCUAGCAUUAUCAAAACUAGAAAUUUCAGAGCCACUAGAUAUUCCACAAGGCUUUAGAAGUCCGUAUGUUUGUCUUGAAUUAAGUUACAAUAAUUUGACAAACCCAUUAGCUCAAUCCUUAUUAUUGUUGUGUUCUAUGUUUCCAGAGGAUUGUGAAAUAGAUUUGGAAGAUUUGUUUCGAUUUGGAAGGGGAUUUGGCACAAUCGGAACGAUGUUUGGAACGAUGGAGAAAGCAAGGAGAGAGAUGGAUGCAGCUAUUGACAUGCUCAAGAAUUGUUUUUUGUUAAUGCAUGCAAAAGAAAAAUACAAGGUAAAAAUGCAUGAUCUGGUUCGUGAUGUAGCAUUGUGGAUUGCAUCUAAAAGUGGUCAAGCAAUUUUCACUCGUACUAAAGUGGAUCCAAUAGUGUUGGCAGAUGAUGAUGAAGUCAUGAAGGAUAUGAAAGCAAUAGCUGUAUGGGGUUCGAAAAAUGAUCAUCUUCUCAAUUAUAAAAUAAAUUGUCCAAUACUUGAAAUUCUCUUGCUUUCUUUUAAUGAGAGUGGUGGCGUAAAAGUAUCAGAUGAGUGUCUUCAAAGCUUGGAAAAGCUUAAAACCUUAGCAAUCUUAGAGUCAGCUCUGUGGAAUAGAGGUGCUUUGCCUUUGCAAGAGUCAUUGAAGUCAUUGAAAAACCUUCGAACACUAUGCUUGAGGGGUUAUGGUUUAGGUGACAUAUCUUUUGUGGAACGACUGCAAGCACUUGAGAUUCUUGAUUUAAGUUUCUCUUCUUUUGAUGAUUUGCCUGGUGGGAUUGUAAAAUUAAAAAAGUUGAAGCUUUUGGAUUUGUACCAAUGUUGGAUUCAGAAAAAAGAAAAUGUUAAUCCUUACGAAGUUGUGGGGAAAUGUUUGCAGCUUGAGGAACUAUAUUUGCAUUUGAUCAAUUAUGAAAAGGCCUUUCCACCUGAUGUCUCUUUCUCCAGAUUACAAAGGUAUGUUAUAGAAACUCGUCCUGAUCGAUCUUCUGAUGGUGAUACUACUGAUCUUAUGAAAAAAUAUGGACAUUCUAGAAGUUUAAUAAUGAAUGGGUUUGAUGUUGCUCCUCAAAGUUUUAUAUCAUUACCAAUAAAGGAUCUAUUUAUAAGAGCAGAGUUCCUUUGUUUGAGGGACCUUAGGGAAGAUUAUAAAAAUAUAAUCCCAUCCAUGGAUCCACAAGGCAUGAAUCAGUUGAUUGCCCUAAGACUCUAUUAUGGUUCAGUUGAAUGUCUCGUUGAUAGCACUGAAAAGGAUAAAACUGAAGUAAUUGCAUUCUCCGAGCUUGUUUACUUAAGUUUGGUACGCAUAUAUAGCCUUCGAGAGGUGUUUUGUGAUCCCUCUUCGCGAUGUUCUCUCAAAAAUUUACAAGAGCUCGAGAUAAAAAAUUGUGGAAAUUUAUAUAGCAUAUCCUUUCCAAGGAAUUCAAAACUAUGCAAUCUAAAGGUCAUUUCAAUAUCAGAAUGCCCAAUGCUAACUUCUCUUUUCACGUCAUCCGUUGGUCAAACUCUAGAGCUGUUAGAGGAUCUAAUAAUAUCUAAAUGCAGAUCAUUGAGACACAUAAUUGAAGAAGAGAAUGAUGUUCUUUCAAGCACUCAAAGUCAUUCUUCUUUUACGCUCCCAAAAUUAAGGAAUAUUUCUAUUUUUGGAUGUGACAAUUUGGAGUAUGUGUUCUCUGUGGUUUUAUUCGAAGGGCUUUUAAGUUUGAAAAGUGUGAAUAUUGGGCGCAACCGAGCGUUGAAGUAUGUAUUUGGCAGUGAAAAGGAGCAUAAUGUUGCAGGGUACCCAAGUUUCCAGCAGACUAAUACCAUAACAAAUUUGUUUAAUUUGAAUACUUUGACAUUUAGUGAUUUGCCAAAUCUAAUUGCCAUUUGGCCUGAAUAUUUUCGUGCUCAUCUCCCAAGUCUUAAUUAUUUAUGUUGUGAUGAUUGUCCAAAAUUGUCCAUACAUAAGGCGAUGAAUGCUUCAGAUAUCCAGCAACAACAGACAACUCCAACGGAGAAUGAAAUACUAUGGUUGAUUACCAACACACUCAAUCAAUUCGGGGAUGAUCCAUUGUCUCACCCCCAACUCAAAGUUGUCCUCAAAUUUAGAGAACUAGAGUUGAUUGAUAUUAGAAUAAAAGGUAUCUUCCAAUUCCAAAUGGGAGAAGAAGGGGGCACUACAGAACUGGUUCCCCUAAACUUGGAUAUAGAGUAUCUAUGCUUGUUUAAUCUACCUGAACUCAACUUCAUAUGGAAGGGUCCCACAGAAGAGUGCUCUCAGUUACACAAGGCUUUUGCAUUUAGUGAAGAAGAGAUGGGUAAGGAUGGAAAACAAGUACUAUUACCGAACUUGAAAGAUAUAAGACUCAUAAAUUUGCCAAACUUGGAAGAGAUUCACCACGGAUUUAAGUUGAAAGAAGAUGUUGAACAAACAUUAGAGGAAUGUCCUAAGUAUUCUCCAAGUUCAUAUCUACAUCAAGAGGAGAAUGAGGUCACCUUGGAGGAUGCCUUGGAGAGGAACGAAAACAUUGAUGCUGCUCCUUAG
Vigna radiata var. radiata (mung bean) is the source of this 3603-nucleotide messenger RNA. RefSeq names its product probable disease resistance protein At4g27220. NCBI's taxonomy places the organism in Eukaryota, Viridiplantae, Streptophyta, Magnoliopsida, Fabales, Fabaceae. The record is from RefSeq and is a predicted model, not a curated record. Gene Ontology annotation, molecular function: ADP binding. The coding region runs from base 1 to 3603 and encodes 1200 amino acids. The transcript has 4 exons.